GUUUUAUAAAUUAAAUACAGUGUUGUUGUAACCCGCAAUAAAAAUAGAGAGAGAGAAAUACACGACGCGUAAACGUAGCGUGAAUUAAAAAAAAGCAAACAAAUACAACGCGUAUUUACAAAACGGAGUUCUCCAAAGCCCCAGCACAAACGUACAUGAAUAAAAUUUGAAAUUUGUGUUUUCCGAUAUCAUCCGCAUCAAUUGUGAUUAAAAAAUGCAUAACCUCCAAAAAAUCAAACGUCACAAAAAACAGCAACAAUAAAAGUUGUUCUUUACCAUAUUUGUUGUUAGCAAAUUUGUAAAAAAAAAUGACCAAAGGCUACUUAGAAUUGUGGUGACAAAUAGCGAUAAGUAGUUUCAGUCAAUAUUUGGAGAUUGGAGAAGUAAGACUUCAGCUUCUCGGCCAUCAACUGGCCUUGACAAUAGUUUCAAGUUCUUGGCGUGUCUGGGUUAGUUGAAGAAGAGUGUGAGUCGUCGUUGACGCAAGUGGGAAAAGGGGUUCUUCGUAGGGAAGUUAAGGACUUUGUACGCAUUAAAGUCAAUAAUAGAGACGCAAUAGAGUUUUUCAAUAUUGUGCUGUGCGGCCACACAGCUGUGUUCUUAUCUAGAAACUAAAAAAGGAAAGCAAAAACUGAAUUACUAAUCAUUAGUACUUAUAAAAAAAAAAAAAAAAACAUUAAAAAGAGCAACAGCAAAACUCGUCGCUUGUAGUCCGCAACAAUGACGGACGAGUGCAUAUCAUCAAUUGAAUAUAUAACGAAAGCCACACUGAAAAUGAACGCUGCCUCCAGUGAUGUGGAUUGCAGCGGCGAUAGGCCUGAUGCCUUGGGCAUGGGCAUUGGAACAGGCGAGGAGACUAAUGCCAAUAAGACGAAUGGAAUAGAAAUGAAUGGAAAAAUGAGUUUUGAUACAAUGACUGUUGCGCGUAUGCCCACCGAACGCAAUGCCAUAGAAUACAAUAUGAAUCACAAGAAACGAGGACUUGCCCUUAUCUUUAAUCACGAGUACUAUGAUAUACCAAGACUGGAACCACGUACGGGUACCAACGUCGAUUGUGAAAAGUUAAAAAAGUCUUUUAAAAAUUUGGACUUUGAAGUAACGGCAUACAAGGAUUGUAAAUUGCGUGAUCUAUUUAAACAUAUCGAUAACGCUGCAUCGCAAGACCACAGCGAUUGUGAUUGUAUUGCGGUUGCAAUACUCACACAUGGUGAACACGGUUACCUUUACGCCAAAGAUGUCAUGUACAAAUUGGAAUCAAUUUGUCAUUAUUUCACAGCACAAGAGUGUCCAACAUUGGCGGGUAAACCAAAACUGUUCUUCAUACAGGCUUGUCGAGGGGACAGUUUGGAUCCGGGAAUAAAACUUCAAAAGACUGAAACAGAUGGUGAAACAUUCUCCGAAAUGACCUAUCGCAUACCGGUGCAUGCCGACUUUCUUAUAUCCUAUUCAACGAUUCCAGGGUUCUACUCAUGGCGCAAUACAUCGGAUGGUUCUUGGUACAUUCAGUCAUUGGUUGAGGAACUAAACAAGAAUGGCAUCAAAUAUGACAUGCUUUCUUUGCUGACAUUUGUCAGUCAACGCGUGGCCGUGGGCUAUGAGUCGUGUGUGCCCUCGCGCCCCUUAAUGGAUCAACAAAAGCAAAUACCUUGCCUUACCUCGAUGUUAACGCGUAUUUUGCGUUUCAACGAGAAACCCAAAACUGCUUAAGGAAUUCUUACUUCUUGUAUCAAUUAAUUUUUAACCAAGUGUAAUUUAACAAAGUGUCACAAUCUUGCGUACAAAUUUACAUCUAAUUUUCAAGAGAAAUUGUAUAACGUUUUAUAUUUUCAAAUAACAACGACAAAAAAUGUCUUACCAAGCAAUAUAUAUAUAUAUAUAUAUAUACAUAAAUAUAUAUUUUUUGCAUUAGAACAAAAUUUAUAAAGUAAUCAUAUGUAAAUAUACAUGUAGUUCAAAAUACAUGCAUACAUAUAUAAUAACGUUUUACAUGUAUUUUAUAAGCAAUAUUACAAAAUUUGUAUUCGAAAAAUGUUUCUCUUAGAUCACAUUAUUAUCAGAGCGCUACGUUUACGUUUUAUAUCCAAUGUGUAUUUCUGUUUACUUUCAACUAUUUUCCCCUUGUGGGGAGAUGAUAUAUUUUUUGUACGAGAUAUGGCGAAACAUCCAUACGAAAGGGGAAGUUUUGCGAUUGAAAAGUAAAUCUUUUUGCUGUUUACUAUAAAGACGUUUUUUUAUACCAAUUGACAGACAUAUAUAUGGGUUUUAUGGACAAACCCCUCUAUAUUCAGUUACGAUUUUCAUUGUAAUUGUUAAGUCGAUUAUUGAAUGAUAAUUGGUAUAUAUUGAACUAAUAAAAUUUAGUGCCAUUAUAGCAGCAAAAAGAUUGAAACUCGAUCGAAAACAUGCCAACUAGCUUGCUUUUAAUUAACAAUUUAAUAUAAUUUAGUGUUAUUAAUUUUAAAAAAUAUUUCCUGUAUUGCCUUCCAUAACAACAAAAUGGCUGCCAUUUGUUCUUUUUUAAGACUUU
Stomoxys calcitrans (stable fly) is the source of this 2527-nucleotide messenger RNA. RefSeq names its product caspase-1. Gene Ontology annotation, cellular component: cytoplasm. The record is from RefSeq and is a predicted model, not a curated record. NCBI's taxonomy places the organism in Eukaryota, Metazoa, Arthropoda, Insecta, Diptera, Muscidae. Gene Ontology annotation, biological process: apoptotic process; proteolysis. Bases 721 to 1707 code for a protein of 328 amino acids. The transcript has 4 exons.